Molecule: messenger RNA, 1828 nt
Organism: Coregonus clupeaformis (lake whitefish)
Lineage: Eukaryota; Metazoa; Chordata; Actinopteri; Salmoniformes; Salmonidae
Product: heterogeneous nuclear ribonucleoprotein A/B
Exons: 9
Coding region: 119-1165 (348 amino acids)
Biological process (GO): regulation of gene expression
Cellular component (GO): nucleoplasm
Molecular function (GO): RNA binding
Source: RefSeq, a predicted model, not a curated record
ACAGGGGCGCUCUCUUCCGGUAGUAUAAAGAUUGCCACGAGUUAGCUCGCGGAAUCGGAGAGUAUCCAUCUUGAAAAGCAUCCUCCGGGACCUUGCUAAAUUUUAAACGGCGAUCACAAUGUCUGACGACGCUGAGCAGCAAUUCAUGGAGACCUCCGAAAAUGGAAACGAAGCCGAAGAGCUGAAUGGAGCAGAAGAUUCCACAGAACAGCCCGAGGCGGAGGAACAAGAGAAACAGAGUUGCGAGGAAGAGGCUGCGGUGGAGGAAGUGGACGCUCAGAACGGAGCGGCAGAGGGUGGACAGAUAAAUGCAAGCAAAGGCGAGGAUGACGCUGGCAAAAUGUUUGUUGGUGGACUUAGCUGGGACACUAGCAAAAAAGACCUGAAAGACUACUUCUCCAAAUUUGGAGAGGUCACAGAUUGUACCAUCAAGAUGGACUCAAACACAGGAAGGUCACGCGGGUUUGGGUUCAUCUUGUUCAAAGCAGCAGCAAGUGUAGACAAGGUUCUUGAGCAGAAAGAACACAGGCUAGAUGGACGACAGAUAGACCCGAAGAAGGCGAUGGCGAUGAAGAAGGAGCCAGCCAAGAAGAUCUUCGUUGGUGGUCUAAACCCAGAAGCCACAGAGGAGACCAUCAGAGAAUACUUUGGUACCUUUGGAGAGAUUGAAUCCAUCGAACUUCCAGUGGACCCCAAAUUCAAAAAAAGGAGGGGGUUUAUCUUCAUCACGUUCAAAGAGGAGUCCACUGUUAAAAAAUGCCUUGAGAAGAAGUUCCACAAUGUGUGUGGAACCACGGUAACGGAUGGAAAGGAAGGCCUUUGUGAGAUCAAAAUCGCCCAGCCCAAAGAGGUGUACCAGCAGCAGCAGUUUGGAGGCCGUGGCGGCGGCUAUGGAGGAGGCAGGGGAGGCAGGGGCCGUGGUGGCCAAAACCAGUAUGGCAACCAGGGUUAUAAUAACUACUGGAACCAGGGCUACGGCAACCAGGGCUAUGGCUAUGGCGGGCAGCAGGGCUAUGGAAACUAUGGCGCUUACGGCAACUAUGACUACGCUGCUGGAUACUACGGCGGCGGCUACGGAGGGGGUUACGACUACAACCAGGGCAAUACAAGCUAUGGGAAAACUCCAAGACGUGGAGGCCACCAGGGUAGCUACAAGCCAUACUGAUCUCAUGUAGUGCAGGACUCAAGUAAUCCAGAUUUGAGACUGAGGUGUGGCAGAAGUAUGCAGGACUUGAUUCUUUCGUUUGGGAUGACAGACUUGCACUCCACUUGUACAGACCAUCUGAGGAACUGGGGAAGCAAAUGUCACUUUUCCACGUUUGUAUUUUAUCUUUUUUUUUGGUCCACAUUUCCAGAGAUGGAAGUGUAAUUUUUACUGUACUUUUUGGUACCUUUGAAUCUAAUGUAUUGUAUGGUAUUUUACAUGUCGACUGGAUUUACAUGUGAAUCGGAAACUGUCAGAGCUUUUGAAAUAAAGCAAUUUUGAGUAAUUUUUUUCUGGUGUUUCUAGAUUACUUUAUUUUCUGACUCUGCAACUGGCAACGGAACUUUCAACAAGGAAUUCUGUGUGGGAUUGGCGAUCAUGUAAAAGGGAUUUACCUAAAUGUGAAUUCAUUUAAGAUUGUGUAGAGAAUGUCGGCUUGUAGAUGGAAGCAACCAGUAUAUUUUGGAUUCAUUUUAAUUUUGACCUGUGUUAAGUGGCAUUUUAUAGAACAUCUAGUUGAUGCUUAAAGCCUGCAAAAUAUUGCAAGGGGGUUGCAGCCUCUCUGGAAUUUCAUUCCACCAGUGUCUUUGGCAAAUUGUUAGAAAUAAACAUUUUGGUUUAUAA